This is a messenger RNA of Tribolium castaneum (red flour beetle), 1881 nucleotides long. RefSeq names its product DNA polymerase epsilon subunit 2 (gene DNApol-epsilon58). Gene Ontology annotation, cellular component: epsilon DNA polymerase complex. Gene Ontology annotation, biological process: error-prone translesion synthesis; DNA-templated DNA replication. Bases 135 to 1694 code for a protein of 519 amino acids. Gene Ontology annotation, molecular function: DNA binding. NCBI's taxonomy places the organism in Eukaryota, Metazoa, Arthropoda, Insecta, Coleoptera, Tenebrionidae. The record is from RefSeq and is a predicted model, not a curated record. The transcript has 8 exons.
UUUUCUUUCCCUCUUACAAUUUUUCUGCAAUACGGGUUUUCCAACGCCAACCAGAAUUUGGGCGGGAAAUAAUUUUAGGUUAUUUAUUCUAAAAAAUUCACAAUUUACAAAUACUCAAAGCAGAAAUCAAAGAAAUGGACGUUGAACAAGUCAAAAAGAAGUUGCACACGGCGUUAAAAUUCGGCGGAUUUAAUAUUCGGAGGGAGUUUUGUGGCAAAAUUGUAGCCAAAUUUCUCAGAGAAGGUAUCGAUUUAGAAAACAAACACCAUUUUGAUAAUUGUGUUAAAAAUCUGUGCUCCAGUUUAGAAAACCAGUGCCUUCUGGGGCACAGUAUCGAAAAGGAGCACAUAGACAGGGCUUUGGAGGUUUGCCUGAAGUCUGGUUACGACAGGAAUGAAACAAUUUUCAGUGUUAUAAACGCUUUCGAUUUUCCAAAAGUUUCAUACAAUCUUGAUAGAAAACAGUAUUAUUUAACCGAAAAUAAGCCCCGACUUUUGUCUUCUGCGGAUUCCAAGGCACAGCUUUUUGCCGACAGAUAUGCCACGAUUUUACACAGGACCAAAAGAAAUUUUAUACAGAAAGCAACAGAAAACACGAAUAUUAAAUUAGAAUUGCAAACUGUUGAUUAUUUGUUAACACUUUCGAAUGUCUCACUGAACCAUACUCUGGUAUUAGGCUCGUUAUUGCAAGUGUCUGAAGGCAAAUAUUACUUAGAGGACCCCACGGGAAUCGUCCAACUGGACUUAAGCCACGCUGUUUACUAUGGGGGCUUAUUUGCCGAAAACUGUUUUGUGUUAGUUAACGGACAUUACGAAGACAAGAUAAUCAAAGUCUCCACGUUAAUUCUACCCCCAGGGGAGGAAUACGCCAAUUCGCGCCCCUUUUUCAACACGAUAAAUUAUUUCGGGGGCCCAUCUCCAACACCCCUCAAAGACUCCGUAAAAUUACGCGAUCACUUACAACGAAAUCGCGGCGCUUCGUUCAUGUUUUUCUCAAAUGUUUGGCUUGACCACCCUAGUAUUUUUGAAAAACUUGAAUUGCUGUUUGAGGGUUUCAACCCCAGCCCGCCUGCGGCGUUCGUUUUCAUGGGGAAUUUCAUGUCAGAGUCUUGCAGCAGCAAUAAGAUGGACACUUUGAGGAAACUUUUCAAACAACUAGCUGAAUUAAUUAACAAAUACGAGAAUUUGGCCACUGUUACGAAUUUUAUUUUCGUGCCGGGUUUGGAGGAUCCAUGCACUUCAUACGUCGUGCCAAGACUGCCGAUUCCGUCAUGCAUAACUGAAGAUAUGACGAAAAUGGUGAAAAAGGCAGUUUUUACGUCUAAUCCGUGCCGUUUGCAAUAUUGCAAUAAGGAAAUUACGAUUUUUAGGGCCGAUGUUCUCCCAAAAUUGCUACAAGCGUCAUUGCAUAAACCGAAAAAGAGCGAAUUGUCCGAAAAUCUGACCAGGACUAUAAUAAGUCAAGGGCAUUUGUCGCCCUUGCCCUUAAACGCUUUGACAGUUCAUUGGGAUUUUGAUUACACUCUAAGUUUAAAUCCUCUCCCUGAUUUAGUAGUGAUAGGAGACAAGGCCGAACCUUACGAAGGGAAAUACAAAGGGUGCCAACUUAUAAACCCUGGUUCGUUUUGUGAGAGCGGGUUCCAGUUCAAGGCGUACAAUCCUGCAACAGACAAAAUCGAGGAAUGUCUACUGUGAAAGCCUUAAAAUAGCAUAUAAAUUUAUUAGUUAGGUCUCAAACAUAAUCUAGAUUGUACACUUGAAAAUUACUUGUACACUAUUUACAUUCACAUUAAAAUAGUCGCCUCGGCGAUAAAUGAAUUAAAUAACCUAUUGUAAUACCGCCUAAAUCAAUACGUAUUAAAGAAUUUCAAUUUGACUUGAA